AUGGACAAGAAGAUAAAAUCUGCUCAGCACAAAAAACUAGUCGCAGUGGAAAACAUUAAGGCGCAGGAGCGCUUAAAGCAGAACUUCAAACCCGUAAAUGUAGGUGAAAUCCCGGAGGUUAUGGAGGGUUUGGAGCUACACAGACAGGACUUUUUUGACGCGGUGGCAAAGCUGGAAGAGUAUGACGACACCAGUGAUGCGAUUCAAGCCUGUAUUACUGACAGGAUCGAUAUGGAAGAGCGCUGCCGGCGGCUGAGAUCGUUCCUUAGAGAAAACCAGCGGAAGGAAACCAAUGCGCUCAACGACUCCUUAUUGGCAAACUCAACCCUAGCGUUUGGACGGCCAAACACAUCAAACAUACGUUUUCCCAAAAUCGAAUUACCAACGUUCGACGGUGAUUCGACAAAGUGGUUGUCAUUCCGCGAUCGCUUUGUCGCGAUGAUUGACGCAAGUGCCGAGCUGCCGCCAAUUGCAAAACUGCACGAUGCAGAUGUGCAGUGUGCAGAUCAACACCUGGUUCGAAAUUGCCCGGUAUUUUUAGCUAAAAAUACUCAGGAGCGGCGGGAAAUCGCACGGUCAAAGGGAUUGUGCUGGAAUUGUCUCAGUUGUUCCCAUCAAGUGAGAUCGUGCAAAUCCGAGUAUUCUUGCCGUUCGUGCAAGGAACGGCAUCAUACGCUGCUUCAUCAACCACCACAACAACCUAAAGUCGCUUUGUCAGCCCAAUCAGAUGAUGAUAUGGUGUUUCUCGAGACGGCUAUUGUGUUCAUCGUAGACGAUUAUGGAGAGAAACAUGAGGCACGGGCGCUUUUGGAUUCGGGCUCUAUGUCCAACUUCAUUUCGGAUACGUUAGCUCGGAAGCUCAUGACACCUCGAGCGAGAGUUAAUGUAUCAGUGUCUGGCAUCGGAACUUCAAGGCAGCAGAUAAAGGGUUCGACCACGGCGAUCGUUCGUUCAAGGAAGCUUCAAUUCACCACCCCAUUGGAGUUUCUGAUCCUGGAUACACCCUCGGCGGACAUUCCCACCUCACCAAUCAACGUGUCUAUGUGGAACAUCCCGGAUGUAACGCUAGCAGACCCCACGUAUCACAUCCCAGGCAAGGUCGAUGUGGUCAUCGGUGGCGAUACGUUCUGGGAGCUGCAUACCGGACGCAAGCAAUCUCUCGGUUCGGGUCUGCCAUGGUUGGUAGAAACGCAGUUUGGAUGUGCGGUAGCAGGAAAUACAACGCAUUCGUCACAACAACAUCGGGUGUGUAAUAUGGCAACGAGCGACAGUCCGUUGGAAGCCAUAUUGACGCGGUUCUGGGAGAGCGAGACCAUCUUCGACGAGACCGCUCUAUCUCUGGAGGAAGACAUGUGUGAACGUCAUUUCAUCUCUACUACAACCAGAGACCCAUCUGGCAGGUAUGUCGUACGUUUACCACAAAAUCCUAAUUCGAAUGUCGUUUUAGGAGAAUCGAAAGCAAUCGCUGAUCGUCGUCUCCUAGCGGUGGAACGGCGGCUCAAGUCUAACCCUGCAAUGAAGGAAGAGUAUAGUAAAUUCAUGUCGGAGUGUGAGCGCUUAGGGCACAUGAAACAACUCACCGAGCCGGUGGACGAUUCGUGUGAACACUACUAUCUCCCUCAUCACGCGGUGCUUAAGGAAUCGAGCACAACCACCAAGGUCAGGGUAGUCUUUGACGCGUCGUGCAAGACAUCUUCUGGCUACUCCUUGAACGACAAACUCCUGGUUGGGCCGGUGAUCCAAGACGAUCUGUUCACCAUCAUCGUUCGUUUCCGGUCUCACGCAGUCGCACUCUCAGCAGAUGUUGAGAAAAUGUAUCGCCAAAUUCUCCACGAUUCUCGCGACACUGAAUACCUGCGCAUUCGGUAUAGAGGAAACACCGCAGAGCCGAUUCAGACGUUCCAACUACAAACGGUAACAUAUGGCACGUCUUGCGCACCCUUCCUAGCAACUAGAACGCUACAGCAGAUCGCUCUCGAUCACAAGAUGCAAUACCCCCGAGCAGUGGAUCCUGUAUUGCACGAUUUUUAUGUGGAUGACCUGCUAACGGGAACAGACGAGUUGGCAGAUGCAAUUGAAAUGCAAAGGCAGAUUUCCGAGAUGCUCAAGCAGGCAGCAUUCGUGUUGAAGAAGUGGGUAUCAAACGUACCCGAAGUACUAAUCGGCAUUCCUUCAGAAGACCUUGCCAUCCUUCUUACUCAUGAAUGGCAAGAUCCCCAAUUUGUAUCGACGCUUGGUCUGGUUUGA
Messenger RNA from Anopheles coluzzii, 2247 nucleotides. RefSeq lists its product as uncharacterized. Bases 1 to 2247 code for a protein of 748 amino acids. The transcript has 2 exons. Lineage: Eukaryota; Metazoa; Arthropoda; Insecta; Diptera; Culicidae. The record is from RefSeq and is a predicted model, not a curated record.